Messenger RNA from Theileria annulata, 2265 nucleotides. RefSeq lists its product as uncharacterized. The coding region runs from base 1 to 2265 and encodes 754 amino acids. The record is from RefSeq and is a predicted model, not a curated record. Gene Ontology annotation, cellular component: plasma membrane. NCBI's taxonomy places the organism in Eukaryota, Apicomplexa, Aconoidasida, Piroplasmida, Theileriidae. The transcript is spliced from 6 exons.
AUGAAUUUAUCUUGGAAAUUAAAGAAUAAUUCUAGGAUUCCUUCUUUCAACUUCAGUUCCAUACUCUUCUUCCUUUUCAUACUAAUUUUUACCAUUCGAUCUUACUCUUAUGACUUCAGACUUGAGUCCUCAAAGUUCAAAGGAAAGGGACUAAUAGGAGAUUUCGGAGAUUUCGACAACAGCGGGAGCUUAAGUUUUGCAACGUAUUCAUAUAAUACAGUUACCGAUAAGUCCACAAUUUAUAUUUAUUCCGAUAUAACGAAAUCCGAGAAAAGUGAUCCAUACCAUAAGUUCCAAGUUGAUGGCGAAUGCGAUGGAAUUACAGCAGCAGACUUCGAUUCCAACGAUUUCUUGGACCUCCUGCUUGUGAUGAAGAAGAAACCUAGCCCAGAAGAUACAAAUACUCUAUACUAUUUGCUGGUAUACUACCAGCUUAUGGGCGGCGAAUUUGGUUCCAACAGCACAUGGGACUCCAGACAGUCGUUGGAAAUUUCCUUUAACAAUCUUGAAAAUAAAUUAGGCGAUAUUGAUAACGUUAAAUCUAAAGUUUUGGAACAUAAAUAUUACGAAUAUAGCACAAUUCACCCUCUUGUAGCAGACUUCGAUGGAGAUGGCACCUUUGAUAUUCUGGUGCAAACACCAGAUUUAAAGCUCUUUUUCUGGAUGAAUUAUGGAUAUUUUUUCCUACCUUUCCUUCAUAAUAAAAUUCCAACAUUUACACUUAACUAUGAAAUUGAUGGAUUCAUACCCAAUCCACACUCUUGCGCCUUUAUUGAUAUGAAUGGUGACUGCAGACCUGACCUAGUACUCAUGCUAGAAUACCCCCAUCUUAAAAAUGUGUAUGUUGACAUAUGGUUAGCUGAUGUAGCACCUACCGGUGUAGUAUAUAAACGAUCAGAUAAUUUAUUGUUACCAAAAAACCACGGAAUGAUAACCUUUGGCGACUUCGAUAAUGAUGGAACGAAUGAUAUAUUGGUUCCAACUUGCGAUUCAGUAAAUUCGGAAGGUUAUUGCACAUCCAGAUGUAAAAUAGAAAUUUCAUAUAAUAAACAAAUACCAUUUUGCCCACAAAUGUUCCAAACCAGUGAUCAAUUGUGUAGACAUCCAGCUGAACUCUGUGUACACUCGAGGAUGGACUUUACUCCUUUUACAAAUCAUGUAAUUGAAAUCGCUGAAGAAUACACGUUCAUUUACCCCCUUAACUCUUCCCAAUUUAACUUGACCAAAUCCAAAUUUAACUACUCGAAAAUUUACAAAACACAUUCAAAUGAGCUAAGAACUCCAAAGGAAGAUGAAGGAAAUGAAGUCGAAGAUAUAGAGAUGAGUAAGAUAAUUUACUCUAAACUACCAACACAACUUGAGCGGGUUACAGCUGGAGAUUUUAAUAAUAACGGCUUUCUGGACUUAAUUAUACCAUUGAAGUUUGUUGACUCCGUUUCCGAGCACUCCUCCAAAGAUAAAAGUGAAAAGAAUAAUGGAUCUCCUAAAUAUUUAUCAUUGAUAGCUAAAAACUUAUCAAAAGACAAAGGAGAUGCCAAUUACAAUGAGUUUAUACCUGUUAUAAUUCACAACCCAGAUGCUACUCUAACACAUGUCGCUACCGCCGACAUAGUCGAUCGCAGAAUGGUGAACAUGAUGCUAUUUCUAAAAAUUGGCGAAAAAAUGGAAUGUCUAUACUAUUCACUUUAUAAAGAAACAAUUGAUUUGUUUAUGAAGCUAAUGACCAAAUAUAUGGUAAUUGAUGAAUCUAAAUACCCUGAUAACUAUUUCUUAUCUGGUUCUAACAAUAACGGAUUAACAUAUAAAUUAACAGUGAUUGAUAUCCACGGCAUAAAAUUCCCCAAAAUUGCUACUUUGAGACCACAAACAGCAUAUUCACCACUCUACACGCCUUUCACAUUCAUCGGGUUGGGCAAGACUAAUAAUUAUGUUGAAGAGUUUUAUUUGGGAAUUUCGUCCUCUAACAAGAAAUGCAACCACAUGUGGAUUUCAAUCAUACCAAGCUGUACUGUUAUUACAGUGCCAGUGCCACUUGAAAUACCCUCACACAUAGCUACAUAUCAAAUUUCUCAGGGAAACAUGGAAAUGUUUAGGUGGGUAUUGAAGUUGAGUAUUAUACCGGGAAAGAAGCUGUUUAUGAUCCUGAUAACGACGUCAAUAUCGUUGAUUGUUUUUGGAAUCAUCGUAUUAAUUUUCGACUUUAAAGAAAAGAGGGAGGAUUUCGUUCAGGCAAAGGGGUUCAGACAAAAAUUCAUUAUAAAUUAA